This is a messenger RNA of Puntigrus tetrazona (Sumatra barb), 1263 nucleotides long. RefSeq names its product hydroxypyruvate isomerase (gene hyi). The coding region runs from base 125 to 940 and encodes 271 amino acids. Gene Ontology annotation, biological process: glyoxylate metabolic process. NCBI's taxonomy places the organism in Eukaryota, Metazoa, Chordata, Actinopteri, Cypriniformes, Cyprinidae. Gene Ontology annotation, molecular function: hydroxypyruvate isomerase activity. The transcript has 8 exons. The record is from RefSeq and is a predicted model, not a curated record.
UGUCCAGUCAGCUGCGCUCUGAGGAUGUAAACACAGAGCACGUGUCCGAUCAAUAAGCGCUGGACCUUGGUCGUUCAGUUAGUUGUUAGUUUGCCUGCACGUUUGUCCUGCUGCAGACGCUUCAAUGGCGCCGUUAAAGUUUUGUGCCAACAUUUCCUGGCUCUUCACGGAGCUACCGGAGAUCACGCAGCGGAUGCGCGGCGCGGCGCGUGCGGGGUUCCGCGCGGUCGAGGCGGCCUGGCUCUACAGCUCUGACCUGAAAGAGUUAAAAACCGUGCAAGAUGAAACGGGACUCGAAUUCGCGCUCAUAAACACCCCCCCGGGGGAUCUAAGCGCAGGAGAUCUGGGAUUGUGUGCCGUUCCUGGACGAGAGCACGAGUUCAGACAGGGAUUGGAUCUGGCGGUGCAGUACGCUAAAGCUCUGGACUGCAGGAGGAUCCACUUGAUGGCGGGGAGGGUGCCGGCGGGGGUGGACCGGCGCGCGGUUGCCAUGGAGAUGGAGGACACCUUUGUGCAGAACCUGAAACAUGCUGCAGGUGUCCUCUCGAAGGAAGGCAUUCUGGGACUGAUUGAGCCGAUCAACACCAGGAUCACAGAUCCACGAUAUUUCCUCGACUCCCCACACCAAGCCGCGGUGAUUCUCCAGAGAGUCGCUCAUCCCAGCAUCAGGAUGCAGAUGGACAUCUACCACUGGCAGAUCAUGGAUGGCAACCUAACACAGAAUAUACGCAAAUACUUACCCAUCACAGGUCACAUCCAGAUGGCUCAAGUUCCUGACCGCCACGAGCCGGACAGCGACGGAGAGCUCAGCUACCCGUAUCUCUUCAAGCUGCUGGAGGAGCUGGACUACCAGGACUACAUCGGCUGCGAGUACAAACCUCAGCGUUCAACAGAAGCGGGUCUGGACUGGCUCAGAAGAUACCGGAGCAGUCACAACUGAUCACUUCUUCAGUUCCUGCUGCUUACGUAUUAAAACGACAAGACUGUAAUUUUCUAAAGCAUAAAAUUGACCCAUUUUCAGUUGUUUUAUUAACAUUUCACAUGUCAGUAGCUAUGAAAUAUUAAUUGUUCUGUCUGCCAAGGCGUCACAGAUGAAGACCACUUUAGAUGUUUUAAUUUAAGAUUUAUUGUUAAGCGUUUUUCUUACAAAUCCGCCUCUAUAUACAUAAUGUACAAAUAACUUUUUCACACAUUUGAAUUGCUAAUUCAGCUUCUAACAUUUUAAUAAAUCUUUCUUUCAAAAACGUCCAGUGUGCUUCAAAA